AUGGAAGGCCCCAUAGAAAGAGAAUCCGAGAGAAAAAGAAAAGCAUAUGUACGAGAAGCUAGGACGAGUCGCAAGCAAAAUGAGGUCUACCACGCGUAUAUUACAAACCAGCAAGUGACGAUUGAGUUUUCAGAGAACGAAGCGACUCACCUCCUUCACCCUCAUAACGAUGCACUGGUUAUCACUUUGAAGAUAGCAAAUGUUAAAGUACAUCGAAUCUUGGUGGAUGGGGGCAGCUCGGCAGAUAUCAUUUCCUGGACAGCCUAUAAAGCUAUGGAUCUAGGAGAAAAGGUGCUUAAGAGCAGUCCAGCGCCACUGGUAGGAUUUGGAGGGGAACGGGUCAUCCUCGAAGGGAGGAUAGAGUUGCCGGUAACGUUUGGAAGUGGGCCGAAGAGUGUCACUAAGAUGGUGGACUUUUUGGUCGUUAACUACACAUCCUCCUACAACGCAAUACUGGGAAGACCGACGAUGCAUAUGCUCAAAGCAAUACCAUCCACAUAUCACCAGUCCAURAAGUUCCCAACACYKGGUGGGGUAGGAGAGAUUAAAGGAGAACAACGAGUGUCGCGGGAAUGCUACWAUACCUCAAUGAGGGACAACGACAGGACUUCUACUAAGGGGGGCUGUUGA
Momordica charantia (bitter melon) is the source of this 630-nucleotide messenger RNA. RefSeq lists its product as uncharacterized. NCBI's taxonomy places the organism in Eukaryota, Viridiplantae, Streptophyta, Magnoliopsida, Cucurbitales, Cucurbitaceae. The record is from RefSeq and is a predicted model, not a curated record.